This is a messenger RNA of Meloidogyne enterolobii, 1907 nucleotides long. Lineage: Eukaryota; Metazoa; Nematoda; Chromadorea; Rhabditida; Meloidogynidae. The record is from the annotation of a GenBank genome assembly.
AAUUUGUCAUCCAUUAUUAUUCAUUAUAUGUAUUUAAAAUGUCUUCAUUAAAUCAAGAUUCUGUUAAUUAUCAGAAUGCAAUUCAUAAUGUUCAGGCAUUAGAUGAUUUACAAAUAGUUGAUGACCAACCUUGUAUAGAGGGUAAUUCGCAACCAUUACAAUGUUUUGCUUCUCUUGAUACAAAAUUUGAAGACAGAGGGGCUUUUAUUACUGGAUGUUCAAAAUAUAUUGAAGAAGCAAAUCGACAAGCAGAAUUUAAUGAAAUGUUAAAUAAAGGAUUUGAACAUGCUGCUAAUUUAUAUACUUGGAGAUGUUGUUCUAGAGCUGUUCCAAUGCCUAGAUCAAAUGAUCAGCCAAAUAGAGUUGAAAUAAACGAAAAAAUAGUUCAAGUACUUGGACCUGAAGUUCAAAAGUUGAAUGAAUUUAUGAAAUUUACUUCCUUGUCAAUUGAUCGUUUUAUUGAAGAAUUUCAAUCAAUUUCUCAUCCAGAAAAACGUAAAGAUUUUGUUUCUGAAUCUCUUUUACUAAUGAUUGGCAAAUUAUUAAAUAUGUUUGUUGUUUUGGAUGCAUUAAAAGAUAUGAAGGCCUCGAUAAAAAAUGAUCUUUCAACAUUUCAUAGAGCAUCACAAUCUCCAGAACACAGCCUUACUCUUUUCCUUGCCACUCAAAAUAGAAUUAAACAAACAUUAAGAGAAAAAAUUCAAAAAGUUAUCGCUUUUUGUUUUUAUUUAAUGAAUGUUGAAAUUUAUAAUAAAUUGGAACAGAAAAAAAGAAUUUUUAUACAAAAAAUUGAUAAAAUAUUUAAGUCAGUAGAAGUUGUCCCAUUAUUUGGGGAUAUGAAUAUUCUUCCCUUUACUUUUGUUUCUCAAUGUAAACAUCCAAAUCAAUGUGUUGGACAAUGUAAAUGUUAUGAUCCAAAUAAAUGGCCUUUAUCUAAUAUUGAAGCCGAAAAAUGUCAUGUAAAUAUUAUAAAUAAAUUAAAUCAAAUAAGAGAACAACACGACCAAUAUAUAACACAUUUGGGAAAAAUUAGAAAUGAAUUUUCUAUUUAUAAUAGAAAAGGCCCUUUAAAUGAUAAUGAAAAUAAAGAAAUUGCUGAAUUGACUUUAAAUGGAUUACAAUUAAUUUGUUUUUGGACUAGUGAUGUUGUUGAAACUAUUGCCUGGAAAUUAUUAAACCCUUCCAAUCACAGAAAGAAUCCAGAAUGUCCAGAAAAUGCUGAAACUUAUGAAUUAGCAACAAAAUAUAAUUAUAAUAAUGAAGAAAAAUCGGCAAUUGUUGAAAUUAUUUCGAUGGUUAAAGGAAUUCAGUCAUUACUUGGACAAAUGGAAGAUGAAUUUUGUGUAGCAAUUAGACAACAUAUUUAUGUUGAAAUGCGGGAUUUUGUUGGGGGAACAUUAAUUGAAUUACAAACAAAAGCUUUAAAACAUAAAAAGGAUGUUUUGUCAUGUAUUUUAACAGCAAUAAUUGAGACUUGUUCUGAUCAAUCAAUGAUUGUUGGCAAUCAAUUGGGAAAGUUUAGUUCUAGAUCCUCAGAACUUUCAUCUUCUUCAAAAUUAUUAAAAAAAGGAAAGAAAUUAGAAAAUAAUAUUGGUUCAAUGCCUGAUUUACGUGUUGGAAGAAGGAAUGUUGUUCCAAGUAAUACACAAUUAUAUUUGGCUCGAACAAUGUUAGAAUCUAUUAUUUAUGAAAAAUCUGCUUCUACUGGCCGUAGAGUUUAUAAAAAAGAAAUUGAUGAAAAAUAUAGAGAAAAAAUGAUUAAUUUUUUGCGUUCUUCUUAUUUUUGGCCAAUUCUUUUAGAAUUUAAAUUUUCUUUAGAAAAAUGUGCUGAUCUUUCUCAACUUUGGUUUCGAGAAUUUUUUCUUGAAAUGGCAAUGGGGACAAGAAUUCAGGUAAAUUUAAAUUAA